Molecule: messenger RNA, 3224 nt
Organism: Mytilus trossulus (common blue mussel)
Lineage: Eukaryota; Metazoa; Mollusca; Bivalvia; Mytilida; Mytilidae
Product: nephrin-like
Exons: 9
Coding region: 131-2638 (835 amino acids)
Biological process (GO): cell-cell adhesion
Cellular component (GO): cell-cell junction; plasma membrane
Molecular function (GO): cell adhesion molecule binding
Source: RefSeq, a predicted model, not a curated record
UCAAUUACAUACUUAUUCAUCAAAGAGGGUACAUCGGUGUAGUUCGUUCAUAUAAGUGCAGCUUGUGCUCAUUUGCAUUAUACUCAAACUAAAUGUUUUUGAAUGAUACAGAAUUAGAAAAUCAAUAGAAAUGAAUGAGGCUUAUUUUCUUGUCAUUUUGAUUUUUAAUCUCGGUUUAGGUCAUUCGUACCAGUCACAAGGAAUAGGAAUAAAAAUAAAGGGAAAUAAUGUCACAAUUACAUGGAACAAACCUUCCAGUGAUGUCAAAUCAACAAAAUUAGAAGUAAAUAAUAUUGUAAGGAACAAAACGGUUUAUCGGGCAGACUUGACUGGUACCGAGAGUCAACACACAGUUCAAUUAUCGCCUUGUCAGAAAUACAAAGUUAAAUUAAGAUUUGUUAAUCUAUUAGGAGGCAAACAUGAAACGGAAAAUGUCUUUGUAUUAGGUGAAAAAUAUUUAUAUACAAGCCUGGAUACAAAUAUCACAUUUACUAUACCAAAACUGCCGGUUUAUUUCUACACAUUGUUCUCCCCAACGAGAAAAAGUAUACUGGAAGUACAAGGAAAAAAUGUUAUGGUAAACGAUGGCGAAGGAAGUCAUUAUAAAAUAAACACGACAACACAAGAUUUUGUUAUAUCUGUCCAGCUUGUAAGACAGGUUGACGGUGGGAUGUUCAAAGCUGAAAACUCAUCAGGGGAAGGGAAAUGUGUUGUUGUAUUUGUCACAGACAAACCGACUACACCCUCUCUUUCAUACAACGAAUAUCCUUUUGUGGGAAACAAAGCAAACUUAACAUGCAUUUCUAAAGUACAACGUUGGCCCUCAGAUAAUUCUGAAAACAUGUCUUUCAAGUAUUAUUGGAACAGAGAAAGUCGACAACCCAACACCAUUUUUAAACGAUCAGAUAAAGGAACUUCGGUAACAUGUCAGGUGACUGAUGACAGAGGACAAGAAUCACCAUCCAGUAAUAGUCUCAUUCUUGAUCCAUAUUUUGGACCUGACAAUGUUCAUAUAAACCAAAAUUAUAAACAGUUUCCUGUAACUGAAGGUCAAACAUUUGGUCCUGUAAACUGUUCAGCAGAUUGUUAUCCAGAGUGCAACUAUAAGUGGAUAUAUCUAGGCAGGGUCCAGUCGUAUAGUCCAGUCUUAUAUAUACCUACAAUUAACAGACAUCAAAGUGGUGUUUAUGGUUGUUAUGUUAUGCAUCCAAAUAAUGCAGAAAAAAUUAUCGCAUUGAAUAUAACAGUCAGCGUUCGGUACUCACCUGUUUUCAGACGAUUGACAUUUAAUACAGGACUUAAAAAAGACAACAUGCGAUCAAUCAUCGAGGGUGAAUCAUUAAAACUCGUUAUGUAUAUUGAGAGUUUUCCAGUAUCAAUGAUUAACCUGCACUCACCGGAUAAUUUGAUUCAACCUCUUGUUUGUACCAUUGAUCAACAGGUCCAUAGUUACACAACAAAUAUUGAGGGGUUGAAAUGCGAAGAGACCGGGAAAUAUACCAUCGAAGCUCACAAUGGUAUUGGCGAGGCAACUAUGAUUUCUUUUGAUUUGGAUAUACAAUGUAAACCUAAAAGUAUAAUAUUCCAACGAAGUAAAGUUGCCAUCAGACUUAAUUCUAUUGAAGAGACUACCUUGUUUAUUGUGUCCAAUCCUAAACCUAAUGUGACGUGGAUCCAAAAUUCUCCUUAUACUUGGACUAUAAGCAGAGUAGGGGUUAGUCAUAAAUACUUUCUCCAAUCAACAAUCAAGAUUUCAAAAUAUCCACUUAACCGGCAGCUUGGUUUAUCAAUUUGUAAUAAAAUUGGAUGUGAAAUAGAAUAUAUAAAAACUGUACCAAAAGGAAAACCCGAUGGAGUCAAAAACAUCACUAUCGUCAACAUAGCUCCAUAUUUAGCACUGAUAUCAUGGUAUAGUGGCUUUGAUGGUGGUGCUCCUCAAAAUUUCUCUAUCAACUUAGAAUCUACAACUGAUGGCAGUAGAACCAUUACAGUUCCGUCAGUAGAAAGAGACGAAAGAGACUUGGUGUUAAUAAUGAUUAGCGGUUUGUCAACAGACGCAUAUUACAACGGUCAUAUAGUUUCAUGCAAUAAAUAUGGCAAAACUGAAGUGGAAUUUGAGUUCGAAACUGAAGAAGCUAAUAACGAUUUAUCUAAAAGGGAAACGAUCAUAUACCCAUUGAUAAUAUGCGGAAUAAUUGGUCAUAUUAUAAUUGUUUUUGUUAUCAUAUUCAAAUACAAAGAAAAAUAUAAAGAUUCCAAACUGCAAAUUCUUCAAACAGGAAAUACAGAAACGACUAACACUUUAGUUAUGUAUGACAAUGCCUCUUAUCCACCCAGUACUGACAAUAAACAAUCUAAACUCGGUCAAAAUGCUUCUAUGGAGGGAACAGAAUCUAAAGUUGUGGAUCAAGAAUGGCUCAAGAAUGACGAUAAAAGAAUUGCAUACUCAAAUGAUGAAACAUCAGCAGACAGUAAUAACAGUGAAGAUUUUUAUGAUAAUGAGACAGAUGAUACGCACGAAAAUGACACAACACCAAUAGACCGCGCUGAAAAUUGCGGUAAAAGAGAUAAUUUUUACGAAGAAAUGAAAAGAAAUAAUACUGAUUGUGACUCUGACUAUGAUGCUUUAAAAAAAUAGUAAAUUUUAACUUAAAAAGACAUAUAGUAUGCUUAAUAUGGUUGCUGUGCAAUUACCUACAAGCUAGUUGGAAACUAUUUUGCCAUAUGGUAUUUGUUUUUCGUUUUGUAUUUGUAAAAUAAUCAGGCUGUUAGUUGUUUGAUUAUUUUUACAUUUGCCGUUUUUGGACUUUCAUAGGUUGCUCGGUGGUAUGGCUAACUGUAGGCUCCUAUGGUACCUUUAUUUGCUAACUUUCAUCAUUUGGUAUAUAAUGGAGAGCUAGCUUAUUGACAAUAACACAACAUAAAAGAUGUUAGAUAUACGUCAAUGAAACAGCAACACAAUGUCAUAAAACCCAAGAGACAACACACGGUCUUCAAAAAUCAAGAGAUGUCUACUCAAUGCUCCAAGCUGUACAUUUUUCCAAGUAUAUCAACAUUAUCAAAACAUUAUCAAGAUAAUUGAAGAUUUGCGAUGAACAGUUAAAACUAAAAUAAAAAAAUAAAAAUAUUAUAAUGAUUUUAAUUUUAAAUCUCAACUUCCCUUUUGUCAUUUCAAUAAGAUGACGCACAAAAGUUUCAAGACCAUAUUAAGAAAUAAUGAGAGC